This is a messenger RNA of Bufo bufo (common toad), 936 nucleotides long. RefSeq names its product olfactory receptor 6Q1-like. Gene Ontology annotation, biological process: G protein-coupled receptor signaling pathway. The coding region runs from base 1 to 936 and encodes 311 amino acids. The record is from RefSeq and is a predicted model, not a curated record. Gene Ontology annotation, cellular component: membrane. The transcript is spliced from 2 exons. Gene Ontology annotation, molecular function: olfactory receptor activity; G protein-coupled receptor activity. NCBI's taxonomy places the organism in Eukaryota, Metazoa, Chordata, Amphibia, Anura, Bufonidae.
AUGCAGAAUGCAGAUCGGCCUGUUUAUGAAUCCCGAGUAUUGAAGAAUACCUACCUGGAAUUGGUAGCCAGAAGCCUGAAAAAGCUAAUCUAUGUCUUCACUGUCAUGGAAAACCUGGCAAUUCUUGCUCUGAUUUUACGAGACCGCAAACUCUGGACACCAAUGUACAUAUUCCUGGGGAACCUUUCCUUCUUAGAGGUUUGGUAUGUCAGUGUUACUCUCCCCAAUGUGUUGGCCAACAUCAUGACAGGAAAUCGGGAGAUAUCCUACUCUGGCUGCAUCACUCAGCUUUUUAUUUUCACCUUUUUGGGGGCUUCUGAAUGUUAUCUUCUGGCCUCCAUGGCCUAUGACCGUUACAUAGCCAUCUGUAAUCCUCUAAGAUACAUUAUCACAAUGCAAGAUAAAUAUGUUUUGCGCCUCCUUAUUGCCUCCUGGCUAACUGGACUCUUCACACCAAUUCUUCCGAUCUCGUUCUUGACACAACUAAACUUCUGUGGACCCAAUGAAGUUGACCAUUACUUUUGUGAUGCUUCGCCACUAAUGAAAUUAGCUUGUGGGAACAUUAAGACGAAAGAAAUUGUAGACUUCAUAGUAUCUCUGUUUGUUCUUAUAAGUUCAAUGCUAGUCAUCUUUGUCUCAUAUUUUUGUAUAACAUUGACAGUUCUGAAAAUUCCUUCUUCUAAAGGCCGUUAUAAAGCAUUCUCCACAUGUACGUCUCACUUGGCCGUAGUUUGUGUCUACUAUGGAAGCAUGAGUUUUACCUACAUCAGGGUCAGAUCAGAUUCUACUGUUUCCACAAACAAGCUUGUAUCUGUCUUAUAUUCUGUUAUAACACCAAUGGUUAACCCCAUAAUUUAUUCCCUAAGAAAUAAGGAUGUAAGACUGGCAUUACAAAAAGCCUUGAGGAAGCCAAAAGUGUCUAAGUUGGGGCUCUAA